AUGGCUUUAGAAAACCAACAGUUACAGGCCGCUAUUGAGAGAAACAAUAUUAUAAGCAUUAACUAUGAUACUUUUGAAAACACUGAAGUUAUGGCAAGAGGGGCUUUUGGUGAAGUUUCUCGCGCUUAUUGGAAAAGUGGUGAAAAAAUUGUCGCCUUAAAAAGUCUAUAUGGCAAUACUCAAAUGGGAGCCGAAGGGUCUUUUGAAGAAUUUUUUAGAGAGCUUCAAUUAAUUCGUUCAGUUGAUUUUCAUGAUAAUAUAAUAAGAUUUUAUGGUGUUAGUGAAGAUAUAGCCAGUGCUGUUGUUCAAGGAAAAAGAGAAGCCCCAAUUAAUGGAUCACCACCUGAAUAUGUAGCGAUCUAUCAGAUGGCUUGGAAUAAUCAACCAAAAAAACGACCCACGAUAAAUAAAAUUCGUGAUGAUCUUGACAAAUUAUCAAUACAGUCAACUGAGGAUGGAGACAAUCUUAAUACAAACAAUUUCGCUGCAUUAUCUUUAAAUUCACCGGGAAAAAAUCAUUUAGUAAAUUCACCCAUCAUAGAGAAUAAAGUGCUUCCCUCGAAUAAUUUCGCAGCAAAUUUUGGCGUGCAAAGUUCAUCUGUACAACGUCAACCAACAAUACCUUAUGGUGUGGCUGAAUCAAUGAACCCUAAUAAGAAGUUUAUAAUACGAGAUAGUUAUGCUCAAUCAAACAAUGGUAAUACUGGACAAUUAAUGAGCCCACCAAAUUCAAAUGAAAUUCUCACUAAGCAGAAUACUAUACCACUAGGCGUAGCGGAAUCGAUGAAUCCCAAUAAACAAAGUAAUGCAAGGUUUAGUUAUUCUCAGUCAACUAAUCAAAAUUCAUCAGUUGCACCAUCCAUUCCUUUUGGAGUUGCUAGUUCUAUGAAUCCGCUUAAAUCAAAUACAUUAGACACACUUUCGAAUUACCUGCCAGCAAAUAAUACAGCUCCGAUUCCAAAUUUAAUGUUAUACGGUACAAUUCAACAACCUCAGGUCCAUCAAAUGCCCCCUAAUCAACAACCAAAUCAGUAUACGCAUAUGCCGACAGCUAAUACGCUACAAAGAAAUAAUACUGUUAACCAAUUCACAAAUUUCCCGCCAAACCUUCAAAGGAGCAACACUAUAGGUCACACUCCACAGAAUGUUGGUGGUAUGCCCACUACUAUAAAUCAGCCUCAAUUUAAUAAAUUACCACUGCCUUCUACCAAUAAUAAUUCUCAAGGAUUCCAAGCACCUCCAACACAACCGCAAUUUCCUCAACAUCAACAACCUCAGCAUCCUCAAUAUCAACAGCCUCAACAUCAACAACGAUCUCAGCAGCUUCAAUACCAACAACCUCAACCACCCCAGCAGCCCCAACAAUCACCUCAACAGCCUCAAUACCAACAACCUCAACCACCCCAGCAGCCCCAACAAUUACCUCAACAGCCUCAAUACCAACAACCUCAACAACGACCUCAGCAGCCUCAAUAUCAACAUCCUCAACCACCUCGGCAACCUCAAUCAUAUUCACCUCAGCAGCCUCAAUACCAACAACAUCAACAACCACCUCAGCAGCCUCAAUACCAACAACAUCAACAACCACCUCAGCAACCUCAAUACCAACAACCUCAACCACCCCAGCAGUCUCAAUACCAACAACCUCAACCACCCCAGCAGGCUCAACAACAACGACCUCAGCAGCCUCAAUACCAACAGUCUCAAUUCCAACAAUCUCAACAGCCUCAACAACAAUAUCCUCAACAACAGCCCUCAAAUCAACCUCAACAACGUCUUCAGCAGCCUCAAUUCCAACAACCUCAACAACCUCAACAACAUCCUCAACAACAGCCCUCACAAAACUAUAAUAGUAUGCAGUACUUUCCACCACGUUCUAAUCAAUAUCUACAAAAUCAAUCAAUGCAAUAUUCAAAUCAAUUACAAAAUUUUCAAAUAGGUAAUUCUAUUGCCUUACCAAUCCGACCACCUACAUAUAAUAAUCAUCUACCGAAACAAUCUUCACGACCUUCUAAUCAGUUUUCUCAUCCUCCAUCAUAUAUUCAACGCCCACUUCAUCCAUCACAAAACCCACACAAAUGUACAUGUGAUGAUACGAUGACAAAGUAUGUCGAAGAAUUUCAAAACACUCGUGGCUAUAGCAAACCAACUCAAUGUCAUGCAGGUUACCACGCAGGGAUUGGAGACAUCGAAGGAUUAAGAUGGCAUUUAUUUUAUGAUAAAAAAGUGGAAGGAACUUAUGAUUUUAGUGAUAUGACGGAUAAGCUGGUGUUAAUUACUGCAAAAUUUUGUGGAAGGAAAAGUUUAAAUGCUAUGUUUCUAUGCCUUAAAGAAUAUGGAGCGAAUUUUAAUGUUACAACGAAGAAAACCGAAAAAACAGCAUUUCAUUUAUUAUUCGAUAAUUUUAAUCUGUGUAAUAAAAUAACUUAUGCUAAGGAAAAACUCAAAAGAUAUCACAAUGUAUUUAUUAAGGCAGUUAAUUUCCUGAAAGAAAUGGGAUGCAAUAUUAAUGCAAAGGAUAAAGAUGGAUAUACAAUAUUAGCACGUUAUCUAGGAGAAUUAUUUUUACAUGAAGAAAGAGUACCAAUUAUAGAAUCAUUAUUGAAUAAUGGAGCAGAUCCAAAUAUAUCAGUAAGUUUAAAUAAUUGGGGAGAAUUUGAUGCAAAAACAGCUUUAUUACUUGCAGUGAGAAACAAAUGGCCAACUUCUGUAUUAGAAUUAAUCGUCAAACAUAAAGUAGAUGUUAAUGCUAUGAAUAAAGAAAACAAAAAUGCAUUAUCCAUAGCUACUGAAAAUAAAGAUCAUAAAACAAUGGCUUGGAUGUUGGAACACGCUAAUUUUGACCAUGAGAGUAUUAAAAUUGCUAAAAAAUUUGCUGGAAAUUUUACUACUAAAGAAUCUCAAUUAUUAAAAUCUUGGAAAAAAAAGUAA
Funneliformis caledonium is the source of this 2931-nucleotide messenger RNA. The record is from the annotation of a GenBank genome assembly. Lineage: Eukaryota; Fungi; Glomeromycota; Glomeromycetes; Glomerales; Glomeraceae.